UGCCUCGUUUCUUAUUCCAACUUUCAUUCGGGGUUGAAGGUUGCACAAGGCGAUCUUGCCGAUCAGUUUGGGUAUAUAAGGCGACGUGUCACAGGGGUUGAGCAUCAGUCACUAGCAAGCUAAAGACUAACCACAACGCAACCAAUAUGAAGUACACGAUCGUCCUUGUCGCUGCCUUGGCCAUGGCCUCAGCCAGCCCCGAUCGCGAGCGUCGCUCCCUCGGCUGGGGACACAAUGGAGCAGUGGUGUUAGGUGGAGUUUUACCCGCGCUGGCUCCUUCCGUGGCGGUCGUUGGGCCUGCUGGCCCAGCUGCGGCGGUCGUAGGGCCCGUCGCACCAGCUGCGGCGGUCGUCGGCCCAGCUGCACCAGCUGCGGCUGUGGUUGGACCACACGCCGGUUCCGCCGUAGUGGCUGGGCCAGCCGCUGGCCCAGCUGCGGUCGUUGGACCCGCCGCAGGAGCAGCGGUCGUGGCUGGCCCCGCUGGAGCGGUGGUGGCGCCAGCAGCGCAUUGGUAGACCGAUCCCCCGGAUUCGAUCACUCCCUCCCCCACAGCUUAAGACAACUCGAACGAUUUCUCUCGUGAACAUGGAAACGGCUUCUCAUCGACCUCCAUCCGCGGGACUUGGAUCAAAAAAAAAAAAGCUCAACGUUGCUCCAUAUCGAAUCGAAGACUCCGCAAUUUGAAUGGAUUCGAAAUGGAACGAAUUAUAUAACGACGAUUAUUCUUGAUUUCUUUUUCUUUUUUUUCUCUCUCUCUUUCUCUUUGUCUCUCUCGUUCUCGAGACAAAGAAAAGGUCUGCUCGAUUCACGAUGGACAACGUAUCCGAGUUUCUCCGAGGAUCUUUCGCGUAUCUCCUUGUAAUUAUUAUCCAUAUACACGUUACACGCUUUUAUAUUUAAUAAAUGAAGCUCCACUGUA
Molecule: messenger RNA, 919 nt
Organism: Apis cerana (Asiatic honeybee)
Lineage: Eukaryota; Metazoa; Arthropoda; Insecta; Hymenoptera; Apidae
Gene: Apd-1
Product: apidermin 1
Source: RefSeq, a predicted model, not a curated record